CCAAAUUCAAAAAACAUCACCUGCCGAACCAUAGUUGAGAAUAAACAAAAAGAAAAACCCACACCAAACAUAGGAAACCAAACCAAACCAAACCAAGAGGGGAGAAUCUCUCUGGUUGUUUGAGUUUCAAGCCACCCUUCCUCUCUCUCCUUUUCUUUCCUCAAUGAACAUCCUCACAACAAAAACAAAACCACCACAAGGUUUCUUUUCUUCCUGUGCUUGAACUCCACAAAGCCAAGGAAGGAAACCAAACAAAACCAAACCAAACCAAACCAAAUAUCCCUUAUUUACCAACUUGUUCAACCUGUAGUUUUUCCUUGGAAUAUGGUUCAAAGAAAGGUGCCUAGCAAGCUUGGUAUCCAAGAGGAACAUGUUAAAUCAGAUAGGAGGUUGGCAAACAUGAAGCUAUCUUUAUCUCAGCACCAAGAUGGAAAAAGUAGAGGAGCUGAUAUGAAGAAGAAAAUGAAAAAAUCAAGGUCAAUAAAGCUUUCUGAUCUUGAGGCUCUUCAAUCGACACCAUCAUCAUCACCACCUUCAACGAGAAGCUUAUCUCAACCAGGAAAGCCACCCCCUCUUCAUGUUCCAGCAACUGCAGCAUCAGCAACAACAUCAACAUCACCACAGAAGCAGCAACCUUUGUUCAGAACAGUAGAUGGUUCACCCAAUUACAUGAAGCCAACAAGCAGCUCUCAUGCAAAAAAGGAGCUUUUCCCGGUAAGCCACAGGAACACUCAACCUGGUUCUGAUUUUAAGAAUCUUCCAAGAAAAUUUUCCAGUGAUUCCAAAUCUGCCUGUGUUAAAAAACCAACAAAAGCGUUGACUAGAUCAUCUAGUUUGAGUUUGGUGAGAACAUUGACAAAAACCACUAGUUUCAAGGCUUCUAGAGCUUGCUCUAGAAAAUCCCCCAGGGCUGUUAUGUGUGCAGAUAUGAGUGCACCACAUAGAGCCACUUGCUCUUCAACUUUGAAGGACUCAAAGUUCCCAUCAUUUCUCAUGCUUAACCCUGGGGGAACUGAGUCAGAGGGCACUUCAACCAUGAAGGUUUGCCCUUACACAUAUUGCUCUCUUAAUGGUCAUCACCAUGCUGAUUUGCCACCAUUGAAGAGCUUCAUGUCCGCGAGGAGGCGCCUUUUGAAGACGCAGAAGCGCGCAAAGCUUGAAGCUCUUAGCCCUCGGAAUCUGAAGGGUGCCCUUGAGGCAGAAAAGGAGGACUCUGAUGUUGAGCAUGAGCUGAAUGUCUUCGAUGCAAAACCUGCUUGUGAUGAAAUUGGCAUUGAUAUCUUCAUUGAAAUCUAUGCCAAUGAGAAGGAUGCAAAACCUACAGGAGAAGAACAAAUGGGGAAAAUAGAUUUUCUCAAAGAGAUUGAGGAUCAAGAAGAUAACAAGUCCAUAAUUGAGGAUAAUGGCAUAGCAACAAGUGAAGAGGGUGUCAUGCAAGUGAUUUCUCCAAAAGUUAUAGGUAUUCCUUGUCCCCAUAUAUCUGAGAUUGAUCUUGAGGAGGAUUUCAAAAAAUCCCUUGAUGAUGUUGCAAUUGAAGUAGAUACCAAAGGGAGCUUUCUCCAAAAAGAAAAUGCAGAAGUUGCAGCAGAAGAAGAUCACCAACCUGUUGUCUGGUUUCAUGAAGAAAUGAGUAUGGGAAGUUACUGCAGUGAUGGGGAACAAGACAUGGAUGAUUCUGAUUUCAAAACCUAUGAUAUGGAGUGGGAGGAGGAGCGAUUGUGCGGAUUUGAUCAUGAAGAGGAUGCUGAUUCUUCUGUGUACACAGAAGACUCAAAAGUUGAGUCCUCAUCAGAGAUUUCUCAUGAUGUGUCCGUGACAUGGUUAGAUGAUAUCCUUGGUGGCUAUUAUGAGAACUUUCAGGUUGAUGAAACACAAAAACAAGUCAAUUCAGAAGAAAGCACCUACUUUGAAGAACAACGUAAUCGCAUUAGUUAUGUUCUUGAGGACGCAAGUGGAAGCACCGAAACUCAAGAAAUUGAAUACUCCUCCACAGAAAUGGGUUGUGACCAAUCUUCUUUUACAGAGGAAAUAUUUAAGUACCUUACAAAUGCACAAGAUUAUGGUGGAGAAAAUAAAGAACUUGUGGAUGAUGAGGCCAGUUGCAACAUGAAGGCACUUGAUGAAGAGAAAGAGACAAUUGACAAUUCUCAAUGUCAGAAGAUGAGUGAAACAUGCAAAAUUGAUGAGGCCAGUGAAGAUGGAAACUCAAGCAGCCUAGAGAACAUUGAUGAGAGCAACAAAGGGGAGAGGCAAAUUGAGUUGGUUGAAGAAAAAGACCAAGUCAAAGCUAAAAGGUUCCAAAGCACAAGUGACAAAGGUGGUGAAGAAGAAAGCACAAGCAAGAAUUGGAGAGGUGCAAUUAGGAGAAAAAGGGGUGUUGAAGAUGAUGAUGAAAUGAGAAAGUUCAACCCAAAAGAACCAAAUUUUCUGCCCUUGGCUCCUGAGCCAGAACAAGAAAAGGUUGACCUGAGGCAUCAAAUGGUGGAUGAGAGAAAGAAUGCCGAGGAUUGGAUGCUUGAUUGUGCACUCAGACAAGCUGUCACCAAACUUGCCCCAGCUAGGAAGAAGAAGGUGGCACUGCUUGUUGAAGCCUUUGAAACGGUAAUGCCAGCAGCACCCAAAUGUGAAACCAAUGCGAGAAAAAAUUCAGCAUUUGGACAUGCAGGACGAAUUCAAGCUUGUAGCUGAUGAAUGCUGCUUAGAUCAACCAAGUCAAAGUAUUGCUUGCACUCAAAGCAUAACCAAACCUCCGAGGAGUAAUGUGCAUGGCCAUUGCAACAAGUAAUUUUUGGUCGGGCAUCUCCACCAUUCUCAUAAUGGAGAAACUCUGCUUGGAGCAUUGAGGGAUAUGUGAUUGUUGAACGAAGAGUGAAGCUCAAGAGAGGAAAUUUAUGGUUACUAUUUAGUUACAUAGGUUUGCUUUACAAAAAAAAAAAAAAUGUUUGCUGAACAUUAAUUAUGUGUUGUAUACUUUGUUAUGUUUGUAUCUGACGCACGAAUAUAUUUGUGUUAUAAGAUUCUGUUAACUUAUUAGUUGUAACAAAACCGAAUACCAACUAAUUAUAAUGUACUAUGUAAUAUUUAUUUUUUUUUA
Messenger RNA from Cajanus cajan (pigeon pea), 3094 nucleotides. RefSeq lists its product as uncharacterized. Gene Ontology annotation, molecular function: calmodulin binding. The record is from RefSeq and is a predicted model, not a curated record. Lineage: Eukaryota; Viridiplantae; Streptophyta; Magnoliopsida; Fabales; Fabaceae.